AUGCUUUUUAAACAAUGGAAUGAUUUCACUGAACCAAGACAUCACAUCGAUGCACCCUUGGAUGAUAAUGAAGACCUAGGAUCUUUGAAAUAUGAGGCUCUUCCAAAGGUUGAACUAGUGAAAGAUUUGGACAUUUCAGCUUACAAGAGGGCCAUCAUUACGACAAAGGUCUUCAGAUCGCUAUUCCCGGGAAACUUGAAUAAUGGCACCAUCGUUUCCACUUUCCGCAUUACGUGGAGCAUUGGGAAUAAGGAAGAGAGCUUGUAUCGCGAUGAUUUUCAGCUUCGAGAAGAAAGCUUACGCAAGGGUAAUGAGAAAGUUUUGGAGUUUCCAGUGAUACAAAUCGAUUCAGAAACCGUGGUGAUUAGUGUCGCUGAAGAUUUCAUGCACGUCCCUCCCAUUGCCCUAAAUCUUCUGUCCCAACAGAUUGCGAAGCUAUUUUCAAAGCCUCUGGACAUAAUUGUGCUGGGAGCAAGUGACAGGAUCGAAGAGGUGAAAAACCUAGCGUUUAAGACUAGCAAGCCUAAAAACGAUUUGAAUAGUUUGAUCCCACCCGAGUUUUUGACCAAUUUCAUUGCUAGCGUGGUCACACAACUAGUCUUGGGUAAUAUACCUUUCCGCGGCUUCAUCGCACCAAGUGAAGGUCCUUCGGGAUACGAAAAACUGUCACUAGAAGCCAUGGACACCCUUAUAGUGAAAUGUUGGUCAGAGUUUGCCCUAGGCGACAAAGACACUUACUUCAAAGAAUGCCAUCGUAACUGGAAAUUGAAUGGUACCGCUAUGGGCGCCCAUGCAGGGCUGUAUUUGUAG
Molecule: messenger RNA, 810 nt
Organism: Lachancea lanzarotensis
Lineage: Eukaryota; Fungi; Ascomycota; Saccharomycetes; Saccharomycetales; Saccharomycetaceae
Gene: PBA1
Product: LALA0S05e08944g1_1
Exons: 2
Coding region: 1-810 (269 amino acids)
Biological process (GO): proteasome assembly
Source: RefSeq, a predicted model, not a curated record